This is a messenger RNA of Vespa mandarinia (Asian giant hornet), 4409 nucleotides long. RefSeq lists its product as uncharacterized. Gene Ontology annotation, molecular function: protein binding; ice binding. The record is from RefSeq and is a predicted model, not a curated record. Lineage: Eukaryota; Metazoa; Arthropoda; Insecta; Hymenoptera; Vespidae. Gene Ontology annotation, cellular component: nucleus.
GUCGGCAGCAGUUGCGGGCAGUUGUAGGCAUUUAACGAAGGAGGACGGCCGUCUGGUGAGGAGAAUGAACACGUGAGGUCGGAAAAGGAGAGAGAGAGGUAGAGAGAGAGAGAUAGAUAGAUAAGAGCAAAUAAAAGUGGGUGAGAGGAAGAAGAGAAGAUAGAAGAAGGGGCGGAAGGAGGAAGCGAAGGUAGUUUGAGCGUCUAUCACGUAUGUUCGUAUCACCAUUCUACGUACCGGCGACGAAACGAAGAAGAAAAUUAGUAUUUCGUUUGGUGAAAAUCUUAAGGACGUCGAAAGAUCGCGAAGAGCAACGUACAACGGUUGAUUAUUUUCGUAAUAUCGAUCGAGAAACUUUUCACCUUUGCAUGCAUUCCCAAUACCCUUUCUCUUCGUUUUCUUUCUAUAAUCAGUAGUUCCGUUGACCGAUUCGACCGAUUCUAUAUCUUUGUCAUUGGAGUUCCUCUUAACGUGUUUCGAUUGGAUUGAAAAAAAUAAAAGAUUUCAACGAAUUCCUGGGAAAAAGGAAAAGGAGAAGGGGAGAGAGAGAGAAGAGGAGGAGGAGGAGGAGGAGGAAGAGAAAAACGCUUUAGUGGGAUCGAUAGAUCGAGCGUAGGGGCUACAACACUGUGACUCGCGAUCGUGGGUGUGGGUGUUGGGUGCGAGUGUGCUUUCCCAGCCGCGUGUGCCUGCUUAGGUGCGUGCGUGCGUGCGUGCGUGAGUGCGUGCGUGUGUGUGUGCGUGAAGAGAAGAGGAGGCGACGCGUGAAGACGAGGACGACAACAACAACGAAGACGAGGACGACGGCGGCGACGGCAGCGGCAGCGGCAGCGGCGGCAACGACGACGACGGCGGCGACGGCGGCGACGACGACAACGAGGAGGACAACCACGACGACGAUCAAGACGACUACUACUACUAUUAAAGGUGGGACAAAGCGAGCAGUAUCUGCUUCGAAAGGAAGAAAAAGGAAGAAAAGCGUACACCUUUUUAGAAGAGGGAUCGCACGUUUUUGCAGGAGCCGACGGGAUGGAAGGUAGUUCUCAGCCACCGCCGUCGUCAUCGGAUAUAAUGAUGGGAAAGGAGAACGAGGAAGAAUCAAAGAUAUGUAGAAACGUCGAAAAGUCUGCUGCUGCCGCCGCCGCCGCCGCCGCCGCUGCUGCUGCAGCUGCCGCCUUGGUGGUGACCUCCUCUUCUGUCUCGUCCUCCUUCUCGUCCUCCACCUCGUCCUCCACCUCUUCCUCUUCCGUCUCGUCUUCGUCACUAUCCUCCGCCUCUUCUACCUUCUCCUCGUCUUCGUCUUCUUGCUUCUCCUCCUCUUCCUCCUCCUCCUCUUCCUCCUCCUCAUCCUCCUCUUCCAUAUCCUACUGGUCAAAUUCACCUGAUGCAACGUUACCGAACGAACCGGACUAUCGUGGUCGGGCUUCAAAUCUAAGAUCUAAUUCUUCUUCCCCGAUCCCAACCACAUCUCCGUCCCCGCCAGGGUGUGGCUGCGUCGCGGCCGCAGCCGUCGAACCCGACGAGAUCACGAUCAGCAUCACCCCGACAACUGGUGGACAAUUUGAUCUUACGGUCGAUCGUUCCGAAACUAUCGAAAAUCUUAAGAAGAUCAUUUCAAAGAGACUCAAGGUCGCUAAAGAACGCAUCUGUUUGUUGCACCUCGAGAGACAGCUACGCGAUGGAACUCUUGAGGAAAAUCGUUUGCAAGAUGGAAGUAGACUCACAUUAUUGCCAAGUGUGGAAACAGGAUUAUUGGCACAGCGCCCAGAGCAAAGCGUAAUGCAAGCAUUGGAGAGUUUAAAUGACUCGCAGGUGAACGACUUCUUGUCUGGAAAGGCACCUCUAAAUCUGACGAUGCGGUUGGGCGAUCACAUGAUGCUGAUUCAACUGCAGUUAUCGACGGUGAGAGUGCCUUUACCAGGUAGCAAUCAAACGAACGGCAGCGGUACUACUAGCUUGACCGUCGGCGGAAACAACGGCGGUGGAAACGGACCGAAUCUUUCGACGAAUCACGUUUCGCCCUCACUUCAAAGUAGGCGAUCAACGGUGUUGGCGGCACGUUCUACAGCGAGUUCUACGGCGAAACUUCAACGAGGAAGCGCAGCAGCCCGUACGUCCUCCCUCGUAAGCCGUUUGGCAUCGGCUUUACAUGCUGCGGCGAGCUGCAGCACAAGUUUAUCGACAGCGACCAAAACGACAAGUUCAGUCUGUUCUAGUCGCGCUACCACUGCGUUUUCGGCUACCAACUGUUCGAGUAUGUGCCAGUCUCGACUUCUCUAUCAUCAUCAUCGUUACCACAAUCAUCAUCAUCAUCAUCACCACCACCAUCACCGCCAUCAUUCGAGGUAUAAGCCAACUUGUACCUCGUCCUGUACUUCUCCCUCCCCUUCAACGUCCUCUCCCUCUUCUUUUUCUUUUUCCUCUUCUUCUUCUUCCUCCUCCUCCUCUCUACCCUCAUCUCUCGCCUCACCCUCAUCUCUCUCCUCACCCUCCGGCACCAUCUCCUCUUCUUCAACCACCUGCUCCACUACUACUGCCGCCGCCGCCGCCGCCGCAGCCGCAGCCGCAGCCGCUGCUGCUGCCGCUGCCACUAACGCUGCCACUGCCGCCGCCACCGCUGCAGCUGCCGCCGCUGCUGCUGCUGCUGCUACUGCUGCCGCUGUUGCUACCACUACUACUACUACUACCUCAUCCUCGACCAUUUCCAUCGACCAUUUGCAACAAUCUACCUCCAUCAAUUACACUUGCUCUGAGUCAACCUCCUCGUCGUACGACUCUACGACGCCAGCGAGCAAAAAGCUUUGCACCGCUCAUCACGUGCAUCAAUCGACGCUCGAAACAUCGAAGAGAAACGGAGAGGAUGGCACGGAUAUCACGACGCAGACUUCUCCUCUACCCUCCCUCAUGGACAAAAGUGCCAAGCUCGCCCUAGACACCCGAGCGUUAGCCGAGGCAUCCCGUAAUUUGACGCAGAAACUGAAGCAGCUCUCCUCUGAGGUAUUCACCUCGCGGGUCGACCUCGCAGAGGAAAAUGCGAGACACAGGCAAGGAGCGAUGAUAGAGAGUAUGCAUCAUCAUGGGAAGGGAGUAUAUUCUGGAACCUUCAGUGGGACCAUUAAUCCAGCGCUUCAGGAUCGACAUGGUCGUCCCAAACGAGAUAUUAGUACUAUUAUUCAUAUUUUAAAUGAUUUGUUAUGCGCUACACCUGCCGCUACAGCAGGACAUUAUAGGCAUCAUCAUAGGCAUUCGAAUAGCCGUCAACAAUGCCCUUCUUCAUCUAAUGGAGCACCAACUUCAGGAACUGGAACUUCUGUUGGUGUAGGCUGUCAUGAUUCAAACACAUCAGGACAUUCUUUGGAAGAAUUAUCGAAAGAAAACGAAGCUACUAAGGGAAAAAUGCGGCGUCUGCGUUUAGUCAUGGAACAACGUCGUACUAAAAGAAAAGCUAGACGGGAAGCACGUGCAGCACCGCAUGCUCCACAGUGGGCUGCUAUGACACCCGAUCCUAUUUCAAAUCAUGAUGCAAGUGCUACAACAGCAUCUGCUUCGAGCAACUCCAAUACGGCUGAAUCGCAAAACGAACCGGAACUUCAACCGUGUAGUCCCGAACCAGUUGUUGCUUGAAUUUAUUAUUAUUAUUAUUCUUUUUAUUAUUAUUAUUAAUUAUUAUUAUUAUUAUUCAAAUUCAUCCUAUAAUAUUAGUACUUUUGGUUAAAUAAGUAUAACGAGCCUCGUUGGAUAUAUCACACUGAUUUAUUACUGUAGGUGUUGGAGCCCUGAUUGAUUGUUAAUUUGAAGUGUCAUGUACAUAUGUAUCUAUUAAGUUUUGCAAACGAGUUAACUCGUUAUUUCUAAAAUAUGUUUUUUAUAAAUAACGAGAUGACAUAUUGGAUAUUGUUACGUAGCUCGCGGAUUUAAAUGAUUAUCUAUGUUUUUUUACACUUUUUAUAUAAGAUCGAGAUAACACAUCACGAUUGAUGUAUUUGCACUUUGCUAUUGUUACGUUAGUUUCAAGGCGAAUGCACAAACAGUCAAAUCGUUCGAUCUUUUGUUUCUUUUUUUCUUUUCUCUCUUUCUUUCUUUCUUUUUUUCUUUCUUUUUUUAUAUGAAAUUUAAUAUGUUUAUUAUUAAUAAAUUGUAUCGAGAAAGAAAAUUGGGAGUACUCAGGACUCGACUGUAGUUGACAAUAAUUGUAUCUUGCUGAUAAGUCAGUGUGAGACCAGUAUACAUUCGAUCAUGUCAAUAACACGAGAACGAUCGAUUUAUAAAAAAGAAAUGUUGUAAGAUUUUAUUGAAAAUGGGAUGGUAUUUCAGCUAGAAUGUUGUCGCCGGUAGAGAGACUAAAUACUUCUUGGAUAAUGAAAAAAAAAAAAAAAAAAAAAAAAAAAAAAAGAAAAAGAAAAAAAAAA